Molecule: messenger RNA, 1563 nt
Organism: Dunckerocampus dactyliophorus (ringed pipefish)
Lineage: Eukaryota; Metazoa; Chordata; Actinopteri; Syngnathiformes; Syngnathidae
Product: protein kinase C and casein kinase substrate in neurons protein 3
Exons: 10
Coding region: 362-1537 (391 amino acids)
Biological process (GO): plasma membrane tubulation; regulation of endocytosis; cytoskeleton organization
Cellular component (GO): endosome; plasma membrane; cytoplasm
Molecular function (GO): phospholipid binding; protein binding
Source: RefSeq, a predicted model, not a curated record
UUGUUUCCAAAAACCCCCCCAAAAACAAUCCAUUCUGCUUGGUGUUGAAGGUGUGUUCCUAACAUGUCUUGACUGCACUUUUGGGCGUUUCUUCUGUGUGUAUGUGUGCCUGUGUUAUUCAUUUUAACCACAGGACGCCUCGGUGCGUCCAUUGCAUCCUGGGCUUGUCUUGUCCUCCACUUUUCAUUACAGGAUGACUAACGCUGGAUUACCGUCUGCUACAACAGCAGGUUCCCGCCAGCGUUGCAACACAGGACAGGACACGACAGGACAAAACAGGACGGGACAGCUGUGGGCUUUCUUCACGGCAAGUUGUGGCAAGGCUAGACUGCACUCGUUGAACAUAACAUGAGACGCCACCAUGUCAACGUUGCCGCCAGCAGAUGUCAGUCGCGAAGAUGCUAACAACCGCAGCUUCUGGAUGCCAGGCAACUACCAGCGCACGGUGAAGCGGACCGAGGACGCCUUCCAAGCGUGCAAUGACAUCGUAGCGUGCUUCCAGGAGAGGGCGCGCGUGGAACGCCAGUAUGCCCAGCAGCUCAGCGAGUGGAGCCUCAAAUGGAAGCCCGUGGUGGACUCCACGCCUCUGUACGGGUCCCUGCUGAAGGCCUGGCGGUCGUUCCUGUCCUCCGCUGACCGCCUGGCCUCCCUGCAUGCCUCCAUCUGCCGCUCCCUGGUGAUGGAGGACGGAGAGCAGGUCAAGACCUGGCAGAAGGACGCCUUCCACAAGAAGCUCUUUGGAGGCUUCAAGGAGUCCCAGGACGCGGAGAUGGGCUUUGCCAGGGCUCAGAAGCCGUGGGCCAAACGGCUAAAGAAGCUGGACAAAGCCAGCCGUGCGUACCACAAGGCCAGCCGUAAGGAGCACGCUGCUAGGGAGCGCGAGACGCGCGCUCAAGGAAACCCGGACAUGGCCGCUGACAAGCAGAAGAAGAUCCGGGAGGACAGGGAAGUGGUCCAACAGGAGGCUGAGAAAGUCCGAGCCCGCUACGAGAAGGUUCUGGAGGAGGCCAACCGCUAUGCUCCUCGCUACAUGGAGGAGAUGGAGGCCAUCUUUGACCAGUCGCAGGAUGAAGAGCGAAAGAGGAUCGUCUUUCUCAAACAAGCCUUCCUCUCCUUUGACAAGCACCUUGACGUCACUACCAAUGAGAGCGUGAGAGAAGUGUACAGCGAGCUACACAACACAGUGACGGCUAUCGACGAGCAGGAGGACCUACGAUGGUGGAAGAACAACCAUGGACCUGGCAUGCCCACCGACUGGCCGCACUUCCAGGAAUGGACGCCUGAGAAGAAAAGCAAAAAAGGGAAGAAGGAAGUUGAGCAGAAAGGAACGCUAGAGAAGAACGAGGUGCUGAAGAUCAGCGGCGUGAGGGUGAGGGCGCUGUACGACUACGUGGGCCAGGAGACGGACGAGCUGUCCUUCAAAGCAGGCGAAGAGUUUGUGAAGACGGAGGAAGAGGACGACCAGGGCUGGUGUCGGGGGGUGAAGGACGGCGGCUGCGAGGGGCUGUACCCCGCUAAUUAUGUAGAGGUGGUUUAAGGAGGUGUUUUUUUUUUACGUGGGGG